UGGUUUGUUUGACUGGUUCUCCUUAGGGCACAGUUUCUAAACAAAUCGGGUUCGACAUUGAGAAUGUCCAUUCAAAACAAACGCAAUGAUCCGUAAACUGACCAGCAGGGAAAUGUCUUCAAUAUCGUCUGCAUUGAGGUGUGUAUUGGAUAAAGUAGAAGCUGCCACUGAAAAGAGGAAGAAGACAGGUGAUGAGUUGAGCAGUUUGCCCACCAGGCUUGUUGCAGUAUCAAAGACAAAGCCCCCUAGCAGUAUUGUGGAGGCCUACAGAAAUGGACAGAGGCACUUCGGGGAAAACUAUGUCAACGAAAUUGCCAAGAAGGCCAUUGACCCUGAGAUUCUAUCAGAGUGCAAAGACAUUCACUGGCAUUUUAUUGGACAUCUACAAAAAAACAAAACUGGCUCCUUAGUCUCCUGUCCCAAUCUUUACAUGGUGGAGACGGUGGAUUCAAACAAAAUUGCAGAAACAUUGAACAAACAAUGGGAGACAAGAAAAAAAGCAGGAAAGCUGAAAGUGAUGAUCCAGAUCAAUACAAGCAUGGAAGAAAACAAAUCGGGAUGUAAGGAGGAAGAUAUGGUGAAUUUGGUCAAAAACAUCCUGGAAAACUGUCCUAAUCUGGAAUUUAUUGGUCUGAUGACUAUUGGGUCCUUCGAUCACGACCUCUCUAAGGGACCUAACCCAGAUUUCUUGAAACUGCUAAAAUGCAGAGAAAGACUGUGUGAAGAAUUGAAGCUAGACAAGAAAAAUGUAGAAAUCAGCAUGGGGAUGUCAGCAGAUUUUGAACAUGCAAUUGAACUGGGAUCUACCAAUGUUCGCGUUGGGUCCACAAUAUUUGGAGCAAGGGAGCCUAAAGCCCCAAACAAAUCUGAUGGAAAUCCAACCCCAUCUGGUGAGGUCAAGGACAGUUCAGGGUCAGGGAACAAAAUGACAGACUCCAAGACUGAUAUACUACAGGAGAAUGCUACCGGUGUGAUAGAACUAAAUAAAGGACUAAGUCAUAUGUCCAUGGCCACUUAAAUAAAACCCAGUCACAAUCCAGGUGCUUCACAAUUCAGCAAUGUACACGAGACUGGCGGAAGUGAAUGGGAUGCAUGUAAUCUCUUAAUCAGUAUCAUGUUGAUACUUGUGUUUUGUGUUGUAAGAAGAAGUGUUUGUGCAAUUGAGAUUGAGAGAAGGACAAAUAUUGAUAAUCCAUUCUCUGUUCUUCCUUAGUGUGUGUUUACUCAUUAUUUAAUUAUAUUUUGAGCAUCUCGAUGAGAAGAAUACUAAACGGGCAUGGUCACGAUUUUGGUAGAAAAAUAUUUUUCCAAUUUUUUAAAAUACAGUACUUCAGUCAGACAUUUUUAAUAGACAACCAAAAUUUGAGUGUCAUUCGUUGAGUUAUAAGCAAGUUACAGCGCUAACAAUUCUUUGCUAUGUAAAAAAAAGAAGCUUUUGUUUACAUUUUGAAUGUUGAAGUGAAAAUUCCAGUUUAACGUUAGGAACUGUUUAUUUAUGCUUAAAAGGAAUAAGAAAAUAGACAAAUUAGCUUAAAAUAGAUUUCUUACUGGUAUAUUGAACCUAUGUAAACAAAAACAGGACACAGCUUUGUUUACAUGACAAAGAAUUAUGAGCUCUGUAUCUUGCUUAUAACUCUACGACUGACUCUUGAAUUUCGUUUGAUCAUUAGAAAUGCAUUCCUUAAUCAUUGUAAAUAACAAAAAACAGAAAUAUAGAAUUUGACCAAAAUCGUGACCAUGCCCCUUUAAGAUAUAUGUAUGAUUUCUGGUAGCUAUUUCACUUCACCAUAUUUGAUAUGGUAUAAAGUUUACAAACUGGGAAUAUCUGUCUGUGAAUCUAGAUACAUGAUAUACAUUUAGUUGUUGUACAACUUACACUAGAAUUUUGUGAUUGUUUCUAGAUUUUAUCUGAGUAUCUUGGUUAGUGUACUUCAUUUAAAAAACUCAUGGAACAAAACAUAUCUUGUCAAAACUUGCUUGAUAUUUAUGCAUACCAGUAGAAACAAAUAAACACUUUUUCUUGGAUGAAAAAAUUAUCAGGUAUUAUCACAUAGUACAUGCAUGGCUUUAUGCAUGUACACAAACCAACAAAAAUUAUAAAGGAAAUGAAAAAGAACUCGAAAGGAAACCUACUGGCAAUUUAAAACUGGCAGUAAUUUUCAAUCAAAAUAAACAAUGAUACAAGAUAGUGACUUAAUAGAGAUGAAAAACUUUAGUUUUAAGUAUUAGUACAUGUAUUUACAGUUGUCUGUAAUGAGUCUUGCAUUUAACUGAUUGUUAUUAUUUACUGAUGAAUUUUAAUAAAAAGUAACUGUGAC
Molecule: messenger RNA, 2318 nt
Organism: Magallana angulata
Lineage: Eukaryota; Metazoa; Mollusca; Bivalvia; Ostreida; Ostreidae
Product: pyridoxal phosphate homeostasis protein-like
Exons: 8
Coding region: 86-1018 (310 amino acids)
Cellular component (GO): intracellular anatomical structure
Molecular function (GO): pyridoxal phosphate binding
Source: RefSeq, a predicted model, not a curated record